Molecule: messenger RNA, 837 nt
Organism: Camellia sinensis
Lineage: Eukaryota; Viridiplantae; Streptophyta; Magnoliopsida; Ericales; Theaceae
Source: RefSeq, a predicted model, not a curated record
AUGAAUGAGGAGCUCCACAUGAGCCAAGGUUUAGGUCCACUGUCCGGGUGGAUGUCAUAUACAUCUCAUGAUGUAUUUUCACAACGAAAGGCUGCAGAGCAAGAUGUUGCCAAUGUGGCAUUGGAUGAUCCUCCGGAACUCGCAAUGUACAAGAACCGUUUGCAAGCGUACACUCAAAAAUCAUCCAUUCCACUCCUAGUUUAUGAAACAAUUAAUGAAGGAGGAGUUCCAUAUGAGCCAAGGUUUAGGUCCACUGUCCGGGUGGAUGUAGCAUCAUAUACAUCUCAUGAUGUAUUUUCACAACGAAAGGCUGCAGAGCAAGAUGUUACCAAGGUGGCAUUGGAUGAUCCUCCGAAACUCGCAAUGUACAAGAACCGUUUGCAAGAGUACACUCAAAAAUCAUCCAUUCCACUUCCAGUUUAUGAAACAAUUAAUGAAGGAGGAGUUCCACAUGAGCCAAGGUUUAGGUCCACUGUCCGGGUGGAUGUAGCAUCAUAUACAUCUCAUGAUGUAUUUUCACAACGAAAGGCUGCAGAACAAGAUGUUACCAAGGUGGCAUUGGAUGAUCCUCCGGAACUCGCAAUGUACAAGAACCGUUUGCAAGAGUACACUCAAAAAUCAUCCAUUCCACUCCCAGUUUAUGAAACAAUUAAUGAAGGAGGAGUUCCACAUGAGCCAAGGUUUAGGUCCACUCUCCAGGUGGAUGUAGCAUCAUAUACAUCUCAUGAUGUAUUUUCACAACGAAAAGCUGCAGAACAAGAUGUUACCAAGGUGGCAUUGGAUGGUAUAACACAAAAGAUACUUAUUCGUGAGAUUAACAUUAAAAGCAGAUUGUAA